UUUUCCAGUCUUUUGGGGGCGAAAACCAAAACCGAACCAGUGAAACGGUUGAGAUUUCGCUGUACGACCUACCCAAUAACCCCUUUAAGCAAAGCGGUCGGAAACAUUUACACUUAAGAAGCCAUUCUUGUCUCUAAGAUAUUUUGCUUCAAAGCAGUUAACGUAAACGAAGUCUGUGAAGAAAGUUGACGGAUGUGGUUUCUACGCAGAACGUUGAACGCAACAUCAGUUCCUGGUCAAAAGGAUAACACCGUCCGUGAGAUCCAGAUGCUUUUAAAUCUCAAUUCCUGUCAGGGAAUUUGCUCGAACCUUUGAUAGGACCUUGUUUUCUGAUCCAUGGUGCUGUGAGGAGCUCCCCAGAGAUGACAGGGCGACGUUUGGACGCAGCUCGACGACUCGGAAAUUCAGCGGGCUCUUCGAGCGAGUAAGCGACAUGGACAACUCUGUCACCCUGUGGCAGUUCCUUCUCCAGCUCCUGUUGGACUCCAGCAAUGAGCGGCUCAUCUGCUGGACCAAUGAGGAAGGGGAGUUCAAGCUGCUGCAGGCCGAGGAAGUGGCCCGGCUUUGGGGAGCCCGCAAGAACAAGCCCAACAUGAACUAUGACAAGCUCAGCAGGGCGCUGCGAUACUACUAUGACAAGAACAUCAUAAAGAAGGUGAACGGUCAGAAGUUCGUCUACCGCUUCGUGUCCUACCCGGACAUUCUGAAAGGAGACGCUAGCAUCCGAGCGGACAGCGGAGCGGGGGGGAUCCCACCUGUCGCAGCCAAGAGGGGAGACGGCUCUCUGCUGGAGGUGGAGUCUGCUGACCGGGGCAAGGCGGGAGCAGGUCCAGCCGCUAUGGGCUCCAGCACCAAGCAGUCCAACAGGAACGACUACAUCCACUCCGGCCUCUACACGUCCUUUCACCUCAACUCUUUGCAAAAUGGCCGCCAGCUCUUUGGCUCCAUCAAGAUAGAGAACCCCGCGGAGAAGAUUUCGGACGGGAGGGCCACCGCAGCCGCCGCACAGAGCCAAGAGAAGCGGCUGGAGCAGCAGCUGCAUGCAGCCGCUGCUCUGCCGUCAGUCAUCAAGUUUGGAAACAGCCCCCCCAAGCCGCUCCCCACAGCGCCCCCUCAGGCGGAGGCCGGCAGUUUGGAUUCCCUGCAUGCUGCGGCGCAGAGGGCCGAAACCACCAGCCCACACUCCUCCCUGCAGCCCCAGUCCGUUUACACGUUCGAGCACCCCCGCCCUUCAGAUCCGGCCUUCAGCCUGCCGGACCUGAGCUCCGCCAGCCCGUCCCCGAGCCUCGUACCAGAAUCUUCUCAGGAGGGCACCACGCAAAGCGACGUCGAGUCGGGGUGCUCGCGGUCCACAGACCCUCUUGCACUAGAAGCACCAGAGGCUCAGCCUCAGGACAAGGUGGACAGCGGCCUGGGCCUGUCUGUGGAUGAGCCCAGCUUGGUGGACACCGAGACCAACAGUUCGUCGUCGGUAAACAGCAGCACCACAGGGAGCGCUCAGGCUCCAGGAAAAGCACGCAAGCCACCGAAAAUCCUGCAGAUCAGCCCGCCUGCUCUGCUUGUCACUACGUCCGAAUUCUCCCCCAUGAACCUCUGCAGUCCCUCGCUCCCCACCGCCUCGCUCACACCAGCAAUGCUCCAGGCAAGUCCUGGACCUGCACAGCUGCUGCUCAGUUUGGACUUUGGACAGAAUGUGGUUUUAGGUCGCUUCUGGGAACACGACCAUCUCAAAGCCAGAACGUGUUUCUGUCCCUAUGACUCCAACUCUCCUGCUGACUCCCAGUCCUCUGCUGUCCAACAUCCACUUCUGGAGCACGCUCAGUCCCGUUGCUCCCCUCAGCCCGGCCACCAGACGUCAGGGAGCCCACCUGUUCCAGUUCCCCUCAGUCCUCACCCCUCAGUUCCAGAUCCCGGUACAGAGCUUGGACGGAACCAAUACGCCGGGCCCCAUUUCACCAGACCCUCAGAAAACAUAGACUUCUGGCCCGUCCUUCUCUACCGCUCCACCACCUUCUCCCACAUCCGGGAGGAUGAUGUGUGAGCCAAGCCUUUCCUGUCUGCCAUCGGUCUGGUGCUUUGAGCCUUACUGCCAUAGAGCUCACAGUACAGGUGUGUGGUGGGGGGUGGUGGACGGAUGAGGGUGAUGCAUUCACUUUGUCUCGUGGUAUUUGUGCCCUCAGGACCCUUUUCUGUUCACUGACGUCAUCAUCGCCAGCAGCCUGAUGCGCCUACACGUUGAUUUCGUCCGGCUUAUUUUGGGAUCACAGCAGAUUGAAGGAGGGAGGAAUUUCCAUGGUAACAGUGUGUGAACUGGCGCCUCGGUCGGCACAAUCUGCUUCACACCUCGACGCACAGAGCGCUUGGGUUCCAGCUAUCGGCAUCUGCGCUCUUCUAGAAUCCCCUCCUUAUGGCGUGCGGCAGGGCUGCUGCCGUCAGUAGCCUCUGACCGUUUCUUUCCUCGCAGCGUCACGAAUCCCCGCUGUUGUUCAGGGUGGAUGAGGACGGGCAUGGUGGACCUGGAGCUCUUUUCCCCUCUACCUGCCUCAGCUGCUCAGAAAUGCCAUCCACGUCCCGCGGGACUCUUACCCUAUUGUCUUAUUGUGAUCUGUGGCCAUAACCCAAACUGAACCUUGAUCCAUACAUCUGCGGUGAAACUACUGCUGUCACCUUUUUUCUAUGGUAUGAUCACAAACUUCAGUGGGUUUUAUCUGAUAAACCAGCACAAAGUGGCGCAUAAUUGUGAAGUGUCAUUUUUUUCUCUCUAAAAGAACCCUUCUGAAAUGUGUACUGACUAUUCAGACCCCCUCUGACCCGUGAUGGUCUGCUGCCUUCACAGGUCAGCUGAACUCAUCCUGACUUUACACCGCAACGCUUCACAACUGUGUACCUCUUGGUCUGCUACACCAGAUCCCUGGAAGUUACACUGAAGUUGUGGUUUUAGUGGGACGGGACGCUGGAGGAGUUCAGGGAGAAUUAACCUGUUUUCAAGCUCCUGCCGAAAAACCAGGCGGACUCAUCCUGACAGCCAUGUUGGCCUGUUCCACCUUCGCUCGCUAAGCUUUUAGGUGGGAGUGGAAGAAAGAAGAGCCAUAAGCCAUUUCUGUGCAAUGAUACCGUCGGCCAGACUCUAGGCAAGGUCCAGGACACGGUUCAAUCCGUUACCUAACGGGUUUGCCGGACAUCAGCAGGCCGUUGCAAAGGAGACCAAACAUAGCUGCCAUUUAACUUAACGGAACCAGAAAACGCAGCGUAAGUCUGCUUUUUUUUAAUCAGCACCAACUUAUAUCGAUGAGCCCUGUGCGCGUUCCUUCUGGAUUGCCGCUGAUCCCGGAUCAGAAACUGUGGUCAGGAUCUUGAACACCAACUGUUGCUUAAAUGAGAAAGCAAACAGCAGCAGGAGAGGUUUCUCCUUGUCAGAGGAAGGACGUUUACCGUUGAAACACUGAGCGAUGGCGGUCACUGAGCUGCUGCUGGCUGGCUGGGUAAGUCCUGAGCGGUUCUUUACAGAACCAGUGAAGAACUGGCCUUGGCGCCAUCUUUGGUUCAGUACUGGAAACCGAUUUGAUAGAGGUCUUUACAUCUAAGUUUUACUCAGUAGCUGGGUGUUGCUUGAUCAGCUGUUUAGUGUCAGGCACCCUGCUACAAGUCCAGGUAGAUUCAGGAACAAUAGUUCCCUGAGGAAUGAGCCCGGGAGGUUCUGCUGCAUGCUGGUGGUCUCCUUCGGUUUCCAGUUGACCCAGUUAUAAUCAAGCCUUUCUUCAGCUCAAACCUUUGAUGAUUUGUUUGCUGUGUCGGCGUCACGCUCACCUGACCACCAAUAGCAAUACCCGCGGUUGGCCUCUGAAACGCAGCAGUCUGCCAAAACAUGAUGACCUCGUUCCUGAUACCGCUGAGCUUCAGCGAGCCAACUGGACCGGGGAUGCACUGAGAAGUCUGCUGUCGGCUGGGAUUGGGUCGUUUGUUAGCUUGAUCAACCCUGACUAGAGGACGGUCAGAGUAACAACAUCCUUCGGUGUGGAAGUUCACACUGUGGGAUGGCGGCUCAGAGUCAGCUAUGUUCAGUAGAUCUGGGGGUUAAAAGUUAAAUGGAAGCUGUAUUUUCUCUGACAGCGUCAGCCAGUUCUUCAGGCUGCUUCCUUAAAGAUUAAAGAUUUUUAAGCUUUCAGCCUCCGCCUGUCAUUCCUGAAUUAAAACUUAGACCGCUGACAGGAGGAAAGGAAGAAAGCAUAUUUGGAAUGCUGUUAUUUCUAGGUCUGGAUGGGCUGGUAACAGCUUGACAGAAACCAGAGCGCUGACAUGGGCCUCAACACCCGGCCCAGAACCUCUGAACAUUGUUUUCGUGGACACCUAAACGGGUCGCCUGUUGGCUGCUUCUCAGCUGCACCUCAGCUUUAAGGCUGGGGACAAUUGGAGUUGCUGGGGACAAUUGGAGUUGCUCCGCCCAUCUGCAGGGUCAUCAUGUUUUGGUUGUGUGUCCCGAAA
This is a messenger RNA of Fundulus heteroclitus (mummichog), 4482 nucleotides long. It is a transcript of the gene elk4, whose product is annotated as ETS transcription factor ELK4. Gene Ontology annotation, biological process: regulation of transcription by RNA polymerase II; cell differentiation. The record is from RefSeq and is a predicted model, not a curated record. Lineage: Eukaryota; Metazoa; Chordata; Actinopteri; Cyprinodontiformes; Fundulidae. The coding region runs from base 434 to 2041 and encodes 535 amino acids. Gene Ontology annotation, molecular function: sequence-specific DNA binding; DNA-binding transcription factor activity, RNA polymerase II-specific. The transcript has 7 exons. Gene Ontology annotation, cellular component: nucleus.